This is a messenger RNA of Corticium candelabrum, 1924 nucleotides long. RefSeq lists its product as uncharacterized. The coding region runs from base 711 to 1814 and encodes 367 amino acids. The record is from RefSeq and is a predicted model, not a curated record. The transcript has a single exon. NCBI's taxonomy places the organism in Eukaryota, Metazoa, Porifera, Homoscleromorpha, Homosclerophorida, Plakinidae.
CGUAUGUAUGUAUGUCUCUCUGUUUGUCUGUCUGUCAUCUGUCUGUAUGUAUGUGUCUGUCUGUUUGUAUGUCUGUCUGACUGACUCUCUGUCUGUCUUCUGUCUGUCUGUCUGUAUGUAUGUAUGUGUCCGUCUGUCUGUCCGUCUAUUCGUUUGCGUGUCUGUCCGACUGACUCUCUGUCUGUCUGUCUAUUUGUUUGUGUGUCUGUCUGACCGACUCUCUGUCUGUCUUCUGUCUGUCUAUGUGUCUGUCUGUCUGUGUCCGUCCGUCUGUAUGACUGACUCUCUGUCUGUCUGUCUAUCUGUCUGUCUGUCUGUCUGACUAACUCCCUGUCUGUCUGUCUAUCUGUCUGUCUGUCUGUCUGUCUGUCUGUCAUAUUACCAUCUGUUGGUCACUUUUAUCUUUCUUUUCUAAGAGAGUACACGCUACUUGCUCGUCUGUUCUGUCUGUCUAUUUGUUUGUCCAUUGCCUGUUUGUUUGUUUCGCCUGCUGUACAGAUUCAUUCGUGUGUCUGCUCUUGACCCAUAUUCUUGUGUAACGUUUGUCUGUCUGUCCAUCCGUCUGUUCAUUUGUCUUUCUGUCCAUUUGUCUGUUUUUCUGUCUGUCUGUUUGUCUGUCCCUCUGUCUGUCUGUCUGUACAUCCAUCUGUUUGUCUGUCCCUCUGUCUGUCUGUCUGUCCGUCCAUCUGUUCAUCUGUCUAUCUGUCCCUAUGUCUGUCUGCCUGUCCGUCCAUCUGUUCAUCUGUUUGUCUGUCCCUCUGUCUGUCUGUCUGUCCGUCCAUCUGUUCAUCUGUCUGUUUGUCUGUCCCUCUGUCUGUCUGUCUGUCCGUCCAUCUGUUCAUCUGUCUACCUGUCUGUCCGUCCGUCUGUUCAUUGGUCUUUCUGUCUAUCUGUUUGUUUGUCUGUCCCUCUGUCUGUCCGUCCAUUUGUUCAUCUGUCUAUCUGUCUGUUUGUCUGUCCGUCUAUCUGUUCAUCUGUCUAUCUGUCUGUCUGUCCGUCCAUCUGUCUAUCUGUCUGUUUGUCUGUCUGUCCGUCCAUCUGUUCAUAUGUCUAUCUGUCUGUUUGUCUGUCCCUUUGUCUGUCUGUCUGUCCGUCCAUCUGUCUAUCUGUCUGUUUGUCUGUCUGUCCGUCCAUCUGUUCAUAUGUCUAUCUGUCUGUUUGUCUGUCCCUUUGUCUGUCUGUCUGUCCGUCCACCUGUUCAUCUGUCUGUCUGUCUGUCUGUCCGUCCAUCUGUUCAUCUGUCUGUCUGUCUGUCUGUCCGUCCAUCUGUUCAUCUGUCUAUCUGUCUGUUUGUCUGUCUGUCCGUCCAUCUGUUCAUUUGUCUUUCUGUCUAUCUGUCUGUUUGUCUGUCCCUCUGUCUGUCCGUCCAUCUGUUAAUCUGUCUAUCUGUCUGUUUGUCUGUCCGUCCAUCUGUUCAUCUGUCUAUCUGUCUGUCUGUCCCUUUGUCUGUCUGUCCGUCCAUCUGUUCAUUCGUCUUUCUGUCUAUCUGUCUGUCUGUUUGUCUGUCCCUCUGUCUGUCUGUCUGUCCGUCCAUCUGUUCAUCUGUCUAUCCGUCCGUCUGUUCAUUUGUCGUUUUGUCUAUCUGUCUGUCUGUCCAUCUGUCUGUCUGUCUGUCCGUCCAUCUGUCCAUCUGUCUGUUUUCCUGUCUGUCUGUUUGUCUGUCUAUCUGUCCGUCUGUCUGUCCCUUAAGACUUUUGCUUGAAUACACAUCUACCCUUUCCAUCUCUCACAUACUUUCCCUUUCAUUCACACCUGUUCUCACAAACCAUCCACCCAUACUGACCCUUCAGUCAGUCCACAACCUCUCUACCUAACACACUGCACCACAUGCUAUUCAAUCAACAAACCGGUGAUGCAGAUGCCAUAGGAGGAGCACUCGGAGAGGUAGCGUUCGAAGGUGUUUCACAAAGUUUGCUUGGAAGCC